ACUGGUCGGGGAGUCUGAGGCAGAGAUGUAUGACCCGACAUGUGUUUAGUCAAGUCAAGAAUGAGGAAAGAGUCCAAGUGAAGUGAACAAGCCCACAGGGAACAGAGAGGACUCGUGUCAACUCAGCUCCGUUACUCUCCAACUAUGGCAACUUUCUAUCUCCUGUUUCUCUUCUUGUUAUCGGCAACAAAGGUUUUAGGUUCCAACAUCUGCACGUCACGAGGAGUCACUACUUGUCAACAGUGCUUGGCCGUCGAUCCCAGCUGUGCAUGGUGUUCUCAGGAGGACUUUGGAAAAGGAGGAUCCAGCGCUUCCCGGUGUGACCUGAAGCAGAACUUACUGGAUGAAGGGUGCAGCGGGAGUUCUCUGGAGUUUCCAUCCAGCACGCUGACUAUUGACAAAGAUGACCCGCUCAGUGACAAGGCCACUGGGAAUGCUGAUGAUGUCACUCAGAUCAGGCCUCAGAGAGUCCGUAUGACACUAAGACCUGGGGAUGCCAAGCGGUUCACUGUGUCAGUGAAACAGGUGGAAGAUUACCCGGUGGACCUCUACUAUCUGAUGGAUCUUUCAUAUUCCAUGAAGGAUGACUUGGCUCGCCUUCGCACUUUGGGCAGCGAUCUUGCCGAGACUAUGGGCCGCACCACAAGCAACUUACGCAUGGGGUUUGGAGCAUUUGUGGACAAGACUAUAUCUCCUUUCAUGUACACUUAUCCUCCACAGGCAGUGACAAACCCUUGUGAUGGAAUAAGCACAACAUGCAAGGCUCAAUUCGGGUUCAAGCAUGUGUUGUCACUGACAGAGAUGACAACUCGCUUCAAUGAGGAGGUGGAUAAACAGGAAGUGUCCAGAAACAGAGAUGCUCCAGAGGGUGGGUUUGAUGCCAUCAUGCAGGCUGUGGUGUGUAAGGACCGAAUUGGCUGGCGCCCAGAUGCCUCACAUCUUCUUGUAUUCACCACUGAUGCCAAAACUCACCUGGCUUUGGAUGGACGUAUAACUGGAAUUGUUCAGCCUCAUGAUGGACGAUGCCACCUCGACAGUGACGACACUUACAACCAAACAACUGUGCUGGACUAUCCUUCUAUAGGGCUGAUGAACGACAAAAUGUCUGAAAACAACAUCAAUUUAGUUUUUGCUGUAACCGGCGGGGUGUUGCCACUGUACAAGGAAUACAGUUAUCUCAUUCCUGGUACGACUGUGGGAGAGCUAUCAACUGAUUCUGGGAAUGUUAUCCAGCUUAUUGAAGAGGCUUAUGCUAAAAUCCGCUCAAAAGUGGAGCUGGAGCUCUUGGACGUCCCAGAAGAGUUAAACCUCUUCUUUAACGCCACCUGCUUGAAUGGAGAGCUCAUCCCUGGACUCAAGUCCUGCUCUGGCCUCAAGAUUGGUGACACAGUGUCGUUCAGCGUGGAGGCCCAGUUGCGAGGCUGCCCCAAAACAAAGAGUCACACUUUUACCAUCAAACCUCGAGGCUUUAAGGAUUCCCUAAAGGUCACUGUGGAUUUUGAAUGUAGCUGCAACUGUGAGGCGAAGGCCGUCGUCAACAGCUCCCUCUGCAGCAAUGGCAACGGGACCUAUGAGUGCGGUGUGUGUCAGUGUCACCAGGGUCGUCUGGGCCCACGAUGCGAGUGUUCGGUGGAGGACUACCGCCCAUCUGAUGAUGUCAACUGCAUCCCGAAGGAAGGGAGCCCAAUGUGCAACGGGAGGGGUGACUGUUUGUGUGGACAGUGCUCCUGCCAUACAAAUGAGUUUGGUCAGGUGUGGGGUAAAUACUGCGAGUGUGACGACUUCAACUGCUUGCGCUUCAAAGGGGCACUGUGUUCUGAUCAUGGGAAGUGUAACUGUGGGUUCUGUCAGUGCGACUCUGGCUGGCAAGGAGAGAACUGUAACUGCAGCACACGCACAGACACCUGCAUGUCCAACAUUGGCAUGCUGUGCAGCGGCCGGGGAAACUGCGAGUGUGGGGUUUGUCAGUGCACUCAGCCUGGUGCUUUUGGAGAAACCUGUGAGAAGUGCCCCACCUGUCCUGAUUCCUGCACCAUUAAAAAGGGGUGUGUUGAGUGUCAGCACUUCAAAAGAGGACAGUACAUAGAAGCCAAGAGCUGCAAUAGAAUCUGCAGGGAUGAAAUUAAUUUAGUGGAUGAAUUGGAAAAUAAAAAGAAUGCAGUGAAUUGCUCCUACAAAGAUGAAAAUGACUGUGUGCAGCACUUCCAGUAUUACGAAGAGGACACUGGCAAAUCCAUUCUGUAUGUGGUAAAAGAACCAGUGUGUCCUGAGGGUGCAAACAUCUUGGUGGUGCUCUUGGCGGUGGCCGGAGCCAUCCUGUUACUGGGCCUUGUUGGCCUGCUCAUCUGGAAGCUGCUGGUCACCAUUCAUGACCGCAGAGAGUAUGCCAGGUUUGAGGAGGAGAGAUCCAAGGCCAAAUGGGAUACGGCGAACAAUCCUUUGUAUAAAGGAGCCACCUCCACCUUCACCAAUGUAGCAUACCGAGGCAACUAACAACCAAACGCAAUACAGACAUCUCAGGGGUCAACGACAAAGAUGGAAUGUAGCAGACGAGAAAUGGCAGGGAGGAAGAUCUUUCACACUGUCAUGUAUCCGGCUGCUGUAGCUGAUAAGUAGUUCUUGCUGUCAACAACAUGAUGCAACAAUUGUACAUAUUGUAAAAAUAACUAAAUCUGUUAAUCUACGCCAAAUGUGUGCAUCUGGGCAUCCUGUUGCACUCUGACUUGUCUUUAGAGUUCUCCAAGUUCUCUGCAUUCAGUUAUUUAAAUUCCUUACAUACAGAACAGUAUACUUGGGCGCUGGUUCAUCUCUGUGGUUACAUGGUUCACCCUAUGUACAGAUGCCUCAGUCCCUGAAGCAUUGGCCCUCAGUCCAUUUCCCUAUCUGUUAUUAAAAAAGCACAAAAAGUCAUCUUGAAAAUAAAAAACUAAGUCUUCUAUCAGUUUAGAGUCACAAGCACUGCUAACAAGAUGCUUUUGAGGUCUUUAAUCCACUAAGAUGUUUGUUUUUUAAUGCAUAUGGAUAUGUACUCAUUAAAUAAUAAUAAUAAUAAUAUGUGGAUAUUAAAGAAUACAUGAUGGGAUGGACACAAAACAACCUCUUCAUUAUCUUUCAUAUAAAUGUAUAGUGUUAUGUAAAUGCAAUGCUUGUUUUUUAAACAUCCACAGUUAAGGCUCAGGUGUUUAAAACUUUUCUAACACAGAGCAGUUGUCGCUUUUAUACUAAACUGAAAGGUGCAAUUUAAAACAAGCUGAAUUUGUCAGUAUAGAUUCAGAAGAAUGGGUUUGACUUUUUUCUCCAAAUGCAUACAUGAUGCAGCACCGUGUGGGUUUACCGUCGGCUUUAAAAAGGAUUGUAUUGUGAUGGUUGUGUUAUGUUGUAUAUUGAAAAGCACAUGUUUCUUUCUUCCUGCAUCAUCAACUAUUUUCUAGUCUGCUUGUUUUUUAAUUUUUUGUUUGAUUUGCAAAAGUUUGUUGACCAAAGAGUGAUCAGUUUUUCCUUGCUUUAUUAUAAGAUGCUGUUUUGUUCAAAUGCCUACUGAUGUGUGUUACACUGAAACGACUUGUGUAUAUGAGCAAACGUGUUGCACAUAAAAUGGUAUUGGCCAUUAAGUCUGGUGAUUUGUAUUAACAAAAUCAUGCUGUUGCUCUUUUCAAACCACUAUAAAGGAGAAUAGAUUACAGUGUGAUUUGUGUUGUCGGCUGUACAGCUCUGAUCCUUUCUCAGGUUAUGGCCAGCUAUUCUUUUUUUAUUUAAAGAUACCUGGGAUUACAGUCUUGUUUCAGAUUAUUUAAAACACAGCUCACCAUCUAGUGAGGUGGGAGACGUUUGGGUUCUUUUAAACAUUAUGUUUAUUUUAGUUUCACAGCAACACACUUUUCCAAACAUCUCUGGAAUGUUAAAAAAUCGUCUAAACAUUUCUGUAUUUCUGUUUUCACUCGUUGUCACCUUCUUGGAUUCACAUUACAACAAGUAUCACUGAGGCCCUGUGUGGUUUCAGUGAGAAGCUAAAUGACAAAUGUUUACACACACCUUGAAAGGCACUCUGCUAAUAUCCAAAUGUAAAUACAAGGAAUCACAAAGAAAGCGGAAAGGAAUAUUGAAAUGCAUUUAAUGCAGCAGUUGAGAGAGUCGCACAGUCGCACAACACUGCUAAAAUUAACCCAUUACACCAGCCGUAUCAUGUCGGACAAUAUUUCCUGUUGCAUGGUCCUAGCUCUUCCCUUGAGCAAUUCUCUGGUCUUCAGUCUGAUGUGAAUUUGUGUCACUUAACUUUGCACUUCCCCUCAUCCCCUACAACCUUACAUAUCUCCACCGACCUCCACAUCCUAUUCACACCAUACAUUCUGUGGUUCACACCAGCCUGUGUGUUGUAUUUGUUCACUGUACUGUGUUGGUACUACUUGUAGUGUUGGUAAUAAAAAAGGUACACUCACCACA
Molecule: messenger RNA, 4440 nt
Organism: Notolabrus celidotus (New Zealand spotty)
Lineage: Eukaryota; Metazoa; Chordata; Actinopteri; Labriformes; Labridae
Product: integrin beta-3-like
Exons: 15
Coding region: 145-2493 (782 amino acids)
Biological process (GO): cell migration; cell-matrix adhesion; integrin-mediated signaling pathway
Cellular component (GO): cell surface; integrin complex; focal adhesion
Molecular function (GO): integrin binding; fibronectin binding; fibrinogen binding
Source: RefSeq, a predicted model, not a curated record